AGCAGAAAGGGGCAGCUACGCAGGCGCACUGCAGCCUGGCGCCGGGCAAACCGGGUACCGGCGCCCCUUGGGCGAGCGCGCCCUCCCCGGCGCGUGCCAUGGAGCAGCGGUUAGCUGAGUUCCGGGCGUCCCGGAAACGAGCGGGGCUGGCAGCCGAACCUAGCACUUCGAGCCAGAGAGCACCAACCUCGGGAGAGAAGGCGGAAGCAACUGCGACUCCAAAAGCAGCCCCAGGCUGGCUAAAACGGUUCCUGGUGUGGAUACCGAGGCCUGCGAGUGGCCAGGCCCGGCCCAGCCUUACUCAGGGAGCGGCUGAGCCCGGGAACCGAGCAUCCCAGCCACGGCGGAAUGCAGUCGCGCCUCCCCCGCCCCCGCGGGACCAGUCUUUCCGGACUAACAUCACCUUCCUGAAGGUGCUCCUCUGGUUGGUCCUGCUGGGACUGUUUGUGGAAUUGGAAUUUGGCCUGGCCUAUUUUGUCCUGUCCCUGUUCUACUGGAUGUAUGUGGGGACACGAGGCCCCGAGGAGAAGACGGAGGGGGAGAAGAGCGCCUACUCGGUGUUCAACCCAGGCUGCGAGGCCAUCCAGGGCACCCUGACUGCAGAGCAGCUGGAGCGCGAGCUGCAGUUCAGACCCCUGGUUGGAAGAUAGGACCCAGCCGUGCUGUCAGCUAGCCUCCCAGGGCCCUCUUCCCCCCGCGGGGUGUGGACUUGUAGGUUUGAUUUCAGGUUCCCAAGACUAAGGAAAACAAAGGACCCUGCAAUUCUCCAUUCUUUCCCUGGUCUCCUGCUGCAGUUUUAUAUCAGAACUUCUUUUCGCUUUUGGUGAAACUCCCGGAAAGAUACUCACAGUGGGUCUGAUGCAGUUUAUAAAAAUUUACAUACUGGAGAAGGGAGACCUGUCUGUCUCUUUAUUUGAGAGAGGUGGCUUUCAGAGCACUAGAAGUAUGUUGGGGAGAUAACUGUUUAAAAUAUCCACCUCUUUGAAGUAAUGGCUUGGUGUAUCAGGACUAUAUAUUAAAUGUUCUCUGUAAGUAUUUUCA
Molecule: messenger RNA, 1041 nt
Organism: Vicugna pacos (alpaca)
Lineage: Eukaryota; Metazoa; Chordata; Mammalia; Artiodactyla; Camelidae
Gene: SAYSD1
Product: SAYSVFN motif domain containing 1
Source: RefSeq, a predicted model, not a curated record